AUGGAUUCACUAACUGUAGAGGAACUUUCUUGCCCUGUGUGUCUUGAAAUCUUUAAGGAUCCUCUUCAAUUAUCAUGCAAUCACAAUGUCUGUAAAGAGUGUCUGCAACAGCUGUGGAGAACCAACGAAACUCGGGAGUGUCCUGUCUGUGGGAGAACAUCCUCAAAAAAUCCUUCCUGUAAUCUUGUGUUAAAAAACUUGUGCAAGUCAUUCCUGAAGGAGAGAAAUAUGAGGCGUUUAGCAGGGUCUGAAGAGAUCUGCAGUUUACACGGUAAGACAAUCAAACUCGUCUGUCUGGAGGACAAACAGCCUGUGUGUUCAGUGUGCAGAAAUACACAGAAAUAUGCCAGUCAAACGUUCAGACCCAUCAGUGAAGUUGUUCCAUCAUAUAAGGAGGAGCUCAAUGCAGCACUGAAGUCCUUACAAGAGAAACUUAAACAGAAAGAAAACCUUAAAAGAGAGUUUGAGAAAACAGUUAAACAUAUCAGGUCUCAAGCUGAAUACACAGAGCAUCAGAUUAAAGAGCAGUUUAAGAAGCUUCGUCAGUUUCUUAGAGAUGAAGAAACAUCUACAAUUAUUGCACUGAGGGAGGAAGAGGACCAGAAGAAGCAGAAAAUGAAAGAAAAGCUGGAUGACAUGAACAGACAAAUCUCAGCUCUUUCACACAUUAUCAAAGAUUUGGAGGAGACAAUGAAGACUAAUGACAUCUGCUUUCUAAAGAAGUUUCCAGUCACGAUGGAAAGAGUCCAGAUCUCACAGCCAGAUCCACAGAUGCCAUCUGGAGUUUUAAUUUAUGUGCCCCGUUACUUGGGUAACCUGCCGUACAGAGUCUGGAAGAAAAUGCUGAACUCUGUCCAAAAGACUCCUGUGACUCUGGAUCCAAACACGGCUCAUCCACAUCUCAUCCUGUCUAAUGAUCUGACGCGUGUCAAAUACAUUUGGGGCAAACAACAGCUUCCUGAUAAUCAAGAGAGAUUUGACAUCUGUGGGUGUGUUCUGGGUUCAGAGGGUUAUAACUCAGGAAUGCACUUCUGGGAAGUAGAGGUUGAAGAGAGUGAAUGCUGGAGUCUUGGAGUAACUACAGCAUCAAACCAAAGGAAAGGACGUGAUUUCUGUAACUCUAAUGUCUGGUGUGUGCAGUAUGAUCCAUAUAGACUGCUUGGGCCUGGUUUUCCUGUUAAACAGGAGCUUAAGUGUGUGAGAGUUGAUCUGGACUAUGAUGGAGGAACAGUAUCAUUCUCUGAUCCUGUAACUUACACACAUAUACACACAUUCACAACCACCUUCACUGACGUCAUCUUUCCAUUUUUCAGUAAUCUUGAUGAACUUAACUGUCUUCGGAUUUUACCAGUUAAACUGUAAAAACAUCAAAAUCACUGAAGCGUCAUCCGAUCUUGUUAAUUAAUACAUUUAAAUGCAUAUACUUGUGCCAUCUUUUGUAACAGACACGCCAGGCUCCAACACCAACCUAUCACAGCGCACACCCUCACCGGAAUACCAAUCACACCCACCUGCUCCUCAUCCACCUGCAAUCAAGCCACUCCCAUAAAAACCACACACACGCCCACGUCACCGUCUGGUCUCGUUCGCAAAUAGGUCAAUACCUACCUGCUUACUCUAAGGACUAACCCAUUACUCUGCUUACCUCUCUCCAGCAUCUCCCAGUCUCCAUCGUGUGCGUGUGUGUGUCCACUACCUCCAGUGUCUUGUGUUCACAACCUCCGGAUCCCUUCAACUCUCCAGCCUCCAGCACCAUAUCCUCACAUUCACUACCUGCUCCUCUGCUUGUGCCUAAAUAAACCGUGUUCUCCUGUUAUUACAGUCUCCUGUCCCUGUGUACCAUAACAGAAGAUCAGACCAAGACCGAUCGGCACAAGCAUGAGCCUCACGGACCCCUUCCAAGACCUCGUUAAUGCUUUGCGUCGCACCCUCACUAACCUUCCAGCAUCCCCAUCACCUACGAGCACUUCUGGUAACAACACCGCCGCUUUUUCACCUGCCGUGCACGCCAGCCCCAUGGUCAAGCCGGCGCCCUUCUCUGGUUCAGCGGAGGAUUGCAGCGGAUUCUUACUCCAAUGCUCGCUGGUCCUGGAGAUGCA
Molecule: messenger RNA, 2099 nt
Organism: Carassius carassius (crucian carp)
Lineage: Eukaryota; Metazoa; Chordata; Actinopteri; Cypriniformes; Cyprinidae
Product: nuclear factor 7, ovary-like
Exons: 6
Coding region: 1-1362 (453 amino acids)
Molecular function (GO): protein binding
Source: RefSeq, a predicted model, not a curated record